CUUGUAGCUCACAACUUCUAAACACUAGGGUUUAAGGGCUUCUCUGCUCCUUCAUAUCUCUGGGGUUUUUACUUUUUAGCUUCCUUAGUUCACCGCGUCCGAGCCAAAACAGAGUCGUCACCAUGCCUCGCACCACCACACUUGAGUGCCCAGGUUGCCCUCCUCUUCGGGCCUUGACCUUCGACGAGCUUGGUCUCAUUAAAGUUACUGAAGCUCGGAGUAAGCAAGGAGGAGUGCCCAAGAUGGUUGAGAGGUGGGGUGACCCGGAUGCCUCGAAAUGCGUGCUCGCCGCUUCUAUGGUUGACCGGAAGUUCGACCCGUUGCUAGCGGUUGCGAGGAAGAAUGGCUCGAUUGAGGUUCUUAAUCCUCUCAAUGGUGAUCUCAAUUUUUCGGUCUCCAAUGUCAGUGAGAGUGGUGCUCAGCCCGGAGAGGAUGCUGUUUCUGGGUUGCAUUUAUUUGCAAAACAAAAUUUGGAACUAGAUUCUAGGUCUUGCACUUUGCUCACAUGUACAACGAAAGGAAAUGCAAGCAUAAGAUCUUAUGAAGUGACUAAAUCAGCUGCAGAUGUCACCUCUGGAUCUUCAAGAACAUGGAAUGUAUGUACUGGUGGUGAUAUCUUAUGUUCUAAAGUAGACGGAACUGAAAGCUAUUCUUUGUUCGGAGGGAAGCGCGUUGAAAUGAAUGUAUGGGAUCUUGAAAAUUGUGCCAAGAUUUGGACUGCAAAAUCUCCUCCAAAAAACAGCCUUGGUAUAUUUACCCCAACUUGGUUAACAUCUGCCACGUAUUUGAGUAAAGAUGAUCACCGCAAAUUUGUGGCGGGCACCAACAGCCAUGAGGUUCGUCUGUAUGACAUUUCGGCUCAGCGGAGACCUGUCAUAUCAGUUAAUUUCCGGGAGACCCCUAUUAAAGCUGUAGCAGAAGAUUUGGAUGGCUAUACAAUCUAUAUAGGGAAUGGAUCUGGUGAUCUUGCUUCUGUAGAUUUGCGUACAGGGAAAUUGCUAGGAUGCUUUUUGGGAAAAUGCUCUGGUAGUAUAAGAUCCAUAGCCAGGCACCCAGAAUAUCCAGUCAUAGCAUCAUGUGGAUUGGAUAGUUAUCUACGCGUUUGGAAUGUAAAGACGCGGGAACUACUCUCUGCGGUUUUCCUGAAGCAGCAUCUGACAAAAGUACUGAUCGAUUCAAAUUUUGCCAAUGAAGAAACCAAAGUUACCCUUCCUGCAGUGGAUGAGGAAGAGCAUAUUGCACCUGGGACUCCUUCAGAAGAGGACGGUGAGACACUACCUGUGAAAAAGAAAAAAUCUAAAGAAAAGAAAAGGAGCAAAAAGGAAGCAAAAGCAGAGAGUGGAAACGAGGAAGCUGGGACUUCUUAUGAAGAGGAUGGUGAAACACUACCUGUGAAAAAGAAUAAAUCUAAAGAAAAGAAAAGGAGCAAGAGGGAAGCAAAAGCAGAGAGUGGAAAUGAGGAAGCUUCUGAAGAAAAUGGAGCCAAGAAAUUAAAAUCCAAGAAAAGCAGCAAAAGAUUAAAACGGGAAAAUCUUGACGAAGAAAUAUGAUCGAGAUGAGAUUGUGUACUCAUUUUAAUUACAAACAGGGAAGAGGGCCUGUGUUAGCAAUGUUGUACAUUGGCCUUUUGUAUCAAGUGAAUCAGAUUUGUUAUUUAAGCAGAUUGGUGUUGAACCUGCUAAUGCAGCUAAGUUUUGAUACAGAUUACCAUAUCACUACUGUUUGUAGUCAUAAAGAUGUUCUGUUAGUAUCUGUAUCUUGAUCAGUGCCAGUUUUCAG
Molecule: messenger RNA, 1779 nt
Organism: Fragaria vesca subsp. vesca
Lineage: Eukaryota; Viridiplantae; Streptophyta; Magnoliopsida; Rosales; Rosaceae
Exons: 12
Coding region: 123-1550 (475 amino acids)
Biological process (GO): ribosomal large subunit biogenesis
Cellular component (GO): preribosome, large subunit precursor; nucleolus
Molecular function (GO): protein binding
Source: RefSeq, a predicted model, not a curated record